AUCAAAGCUGAUGCAAGUGAAGGUUCCCCUCUAUGAUAACUCUGUCUGCAAUGAUGUCAAUCAUUACUUUGGCCAGAUCUCCAGUAACAUGGUGUGUGCAGGCUUUGAUGAAGGUGGUAAAGAUUCAUGUCAGGGAGAUUCAGGUGGACCUCUAGUCUGUCAGUCAGGUUCUAAUUACUACCUGACAGGUGUGGUCAGCUGGGGGUCAGGAUGUGCAUUUCCCUUCAGCCCUGGGGUCUACGCCAAGGUCACAUCUCUGGUCAGCUGGGUCACGUCUAAUACUGGUGUACAACCUGGUUCAAGUGUUGUCAUCCCAGCAACAACUGUUGCAUCUGUUACAACAGCUGCUCCUGUCACAACUACAGCAGCUGCGACAACUACUACAUCUGUAUCAGGAACAACCACCACAGUUGCAGGAGUGACUACAGCUGCAACCACCACCACAACAGCAGCACCUGCUACAACCUCUACAACUGCUGCUACAACCUCUACAACUGCUGCUACAACCACAACAGCUGCUGCAACUACAACUACAGCUGCAUCAACUGAUUCGUGUGGUGUCCCUGUUGUUACUCCAAAGGUUAAUUCAAGGAUUGUUGGUGGGGAGGAGGCCAAUGCUAACAGUUGGCCCUGGAUUUCACCUCUUAUUAUUAAUGGAUUCCAGAGCUGUGGAGCAUCAUUGAUUAGUCCUGAGUGGGUUGUAACAGCAGCUCAUUGCACUUCAGGGUUGUCUGCAAGUCAACUAUCAUUGAGUUUUGGUGAGCAUGAUACUACAGUAUCAGAGUCAACUGAAGUAUCUAGAACAGUAUCCCAGGUCAUCAAUCAUCCAAACUACAACACUGGAACACUUGAUUACGAUAUUUCUGUGUUGAAGUUGAGCUCACCUGUGACAUAUACCAAUGCUAUUAGGCCAGUUUGUUUGCCUUCAUCUUCUAUGGACUUUGCUGUUGGAUUGACUUGUGUUGUAGCUGGAUGGGGAACACAGGCAUUUGGUUCAUUUUCCACACCACCUAAGCUACAGCAGGUAAAGGUCCCUCUGUAUAGCAAUGCUGUAUGUAAUGAUGCUUUUCAUUACUUUGGUCAAAUCUCAGACAGGAUGGUCUGUGCCGGCUUUGAUGCAGGUGGUAAAGAUUCAUGCCAGGGUGACUCAGGUGGACCUCUCAUGUGCCAAGUUGGUUCCAACUAUUUCCUCACUGGUGUUGUCAGUUGGGGUUCUGGUUGCGCAGGAGUAAAUAGCCCUGGGGUAUAUUCUCGUGUGACAGCUCUCAGCUCCUGGAUUCAGUCCAACACAGGUGUCAGCCCUAAAUCGAAUGCCGUACCCUUUAGCAUGACGAUGCCUAUCACUACUCUAACUGGGACAAGAGCUUGUGGGAUCCAGGCCAUCCAUCCUAAGAGUGCAGGGGGAAAAGUGGUUGGUGGAGUAGUGGCCACAGAGAACAGUUGGCCCUGGCAGGUGGCAGUGUUUGAGGAGUCAUCGGGAUUGAACUUCUACGUAUGUGGUGGUACCCUCAUUGAGGACCAGUGGGUAGUCACUGCUGGACAUUGUGUUAAAGAUAAAUCUGCAAGCAAGUUCACAGUCCGACUAGGAGAGCAUGAUCUAACUGUUAAAUCAAGCAUGGAGAUGGACUACAAAGUGUCUGAUGUCAAUCUACAUCCCAUGUAUCAAUCCCUACAGUAUGAUGUAGCCUUGCUGAAGCUAGAGACUCCUGUGAGGUAUAGCAGAGAAGUCAGCCCUCUCUGUCUCCCCUCUGCCUAUAGUGAAUUCCCUGACAGUAUGGAGUGUGUUGUCACAGGUUUUGGACACACCAGUGAUUCCAGUAUGAAUAACAAACUAAACCAGGCCAUUGUCCCAAUCAUCAACCAGGAGGUUUGCCAUCAGAGGUAUUGGGGAGAUCUUAUAGUAGAGAGUACAAUGUGUGCUGGUUAUGCAGAGCCUGAACCCAAUGCUUGCACUGGUGAUUCUGGCUCCCCCCUAGCAUGUCAGUAUGAUGGUCAAUUCUUCCUUGCUGGAACUGUAUCAUUUGGUACAGCAGGCUGUGAAACCAGAGACUCUCCAGCUGUAUAUGCCAGAAUGACUUCAGUGGUACCAUGGAUCACAGAGGAGAUAUAUCAAUAAACAUAGAAUAGAUUAAAUAGCAUAGUGAGAUAUUUAGUCAUGUUCAUUCACUCGCCUCCCAUCUGUGAACUGGGCAUGCAAAGGUGACUGGAGCAGGAAAUCUUAAUAUCUGAAUGCCGUCUGGAUUUUCAAUGGUUACUUUUAAUAAAACUAUAUAUUAAUAAAAAAAGAUUACUGGACAAUGAGUUGUUGAGAAUACCGGUUGAGAUUUCACAGUUAUUUCAAUGUGAUAAUGGAUAUAGAAUUUGAAUACGAUUUCCUACAGAUGUACUUGCAGUUGAC
Owenia fusiformis is the source of this 2398-nucleotide messenger RNA. Lineage: Eukaryota; Metazoa; Annelida; Polychaeta; Sabellida; Oweniidae. The record is from the annotation of a GenBank genome assembly.